This is a messenger RNA of Passer domesticus (house sparrow), 2740 nucleotides long. It is a transcript of the gene HNRNPR, whose product is annotated as heterogeneous nuclear ribonucleoprotein R. The record is from RefSeq and is a predicted model, not a curated record. The transcript is spliced from 11 exons. Bases 80 to 2065 code for a protein of 661 amino acids. NCBI's taxonomy places the organism in Eukaryota, Metazoa, Chordata, Aves, Passeriformes, Passeridae. Gene Ontology annotation, cellular component: nucleus; ribonucleoprotein complex. Gene Ontology annotation, molecular function: mRNA binding.
GUUUCUGAGUGGGCGAAGCAGCGGUCCCUGGAAACAGUUCCGGGAAACCCCGCGUGCUGCCGGGGUCGCGCCGCCGUCCAUGAGGAGAAGGAGGAGCGCGCGCCAUUUGCCGUCGCUGCUUGGGCCCGAGCUGCGCCGCGCCGGCCCCGCUCCGCAUAAUAAAAUGGCUAAUCAGGUGAAUGGUAAUGCGGUACAGUUAAAAGAAGAGGAAGAACCAAUGGAUACUUCCAGUGUAACUCACACAGAACACUACAAGACACUGAUAGAGGCAGGCCUCCCACAGAAGGUGGCAGAGAGACUUGAUGAAAUAUUUCAGACAGGCUUGGUAGCUUAUGUCGAUCUUGAUGAAAGAGCAAUUGAUGCUCUUAGGGAAUUUAAUGAAGAAGGAGCCCUCUCUGUAUUACAGCAAUUUAAAGAAAGUGACCUGUCGCAUGUACAGAACAAAAGUGCAUUUUUAUGUGGAGUUAUGAAGACCUACAGGCAAAGAGAGAAACAAGGCAGCAAAGUACAGGAAUCAACAAAGGGACCAGAUGAAGCAAAGAUUAAGGCUUUGCUAGAGCGGACUGGUUACACUUUGGAUGUAACUACAGGACAGAGGAAAUAUGGGGGUCCUCCUCCAGAUACUGUAUAUUCUGGUGUUCAGCCUGGCAUUGGAACAGAGGUUUUUGUUGGUAAAAUUCCUCGAGACCUUUAUGAAGAUGAAUUGGUACCACUCUUUGAGAAAGCUGGUCCAAUUUGGGAUCUGCGUCUCAUGAUGGAUCCUCUUUCUGGUCAAAACAGAGGUUAUGCUUUCAUUACCUUUUGUAGUAAAGAUGCAGCACAAGAAGCAGUCAAACUGUGUGACAACUAUGAAAUCCGUCCUGGAAAGCACCUUGGAGUGUGCAUCUCCGUGGCAAACAACAGGUUAUUUGUUGGGUCAAUUCCAAAGAACAAAACUAAGGAAAACAUAUUGGAGGAGUUUGGUAAAGUCACAGAGGGUUUGGUGGAUGUAAUUUUGUAUCAUCAACCUGAUGAUAAAAAGAAGAAUCGUGGAUUCUGCUUCUUGGAAUAUGAGGAUCACAAGUCAGCAGCACAAGCUCGCCGACGCCUGAUGAGCGGGAAAGUAAAAGUCUGGGGAAAUGUUGUUACAGUGGAAUGGGCUGAUCCAGUAGAGGAGCCUGAUCCAGAAGUCAUGGCAAAGGUUAAAGUUUUAUUUGUAAGAAACUUGGCCACUACUGUGACAGAAGAAAUUCUUGAGAAAUCUUUUUCUGAAUUUGGAAAGCUGGAAAGAGUAAAGAAGUUGAAGGAUUAUGCAUUUGUUCAUUUUGAGGACAGAGGUGCAGCAGUGAAGGCUAUGAAUGAAAUGAAUGGGAAAGAGAUAGAAGGGGAAGAAAUUGAAAUAGUAUUAGCAAAGCCACCGGAUAAGAAAAGGAAAGAACGUCAGGCUGCCAGACAGGCCUCCCGGAGCACUGCGUAUGAAGACUAUUAUUACUACCCUCCGCCUCGCAUGCCACCUCCUAUGAGAGGCCGAGGCCGUGGAGGAAGAGGUGGAUAUGGCUAUCCCCCAGAUUACUAUGGCUAUGAAGAUUAUUAUGAUGAUUACUAUGGCUAUGACUAUCAUGACUACCGUGGUGGCUACGAAGAUCCCUAUUACGGCUAUGAUGAUGGCUAUGCUAUAAGAGGAAGAGGAGGAGGAGGAAGGGGUGGGAGAGGUGCCCCUCCACCACCUAGGGGGCGGGGAGCACCACCACCAAGAGGUAGAGCUGGCUACUCACAGAGGGGGGCACCCAUGGGACCGCCGAGAGGAGCCAGGGGGGGGAGAGGGGGCCCUGCGCAGCAGCAGAGAGGACGCGGUGCUCGUGGAGCCAGGGGCAACCGUGGGGGCAACGUAGGAGGCAAGAGAAAGGCAGAUGGGUACAACCAACCUGAUUCCAAGCGCCGUCAGACCAACAACCAGCAGAAUUGGGGCUCCCAACCCAUCGCUCAGCAGCCGCUCCAGCAAGGUGGUGACUAUGCCGGUAACUAUGGUUACAAUAAUGACAACCAGGAAUUUUAUCAGGAUACUUAUGGGCAACAGUGGAAGUAGACAAGUGAGGAGGGAUUGAGAAUAUUGGAAACAUGGAAUUGGCUAUAGCUCUACAUCUUUCAAAAAAAAAAAAAAAAUUGGCUUAAUGUUUCAUCCUUCAGUAGCGAUUGGCUGCCAUUUGUAUUGGGCUGAAGAAUCACUCUAUUGUGUAUAUACUCGAGUCUCUUAGUUUUCUUUUUUCAUAAACGCACUUGGACAUUACUGGGCUUGCAGAAUUCCUGAACUCCUUAUGGGGUUUCAGUGCUUUUAUCAUUUUAGGCUUCACUUUAGCAGUUUAAAAGCAGGAAUGGCACACUGUUCAAUCAUGAUUUUGCAGAACCUCUGGUUUUGGACAGUUUCUUCUUUUUUUUUUUUUUUUGGAUUUGGGAUAGACUACAUAGGAGUAUGCUGUACAUAAAAGUAAAAGCUAGUGCUUUGUCUUAGUAGUUUUAAGAAAUUACAACAAAUUAAGUUUUCUUGUAUUGAAAAUAACAUGAUUGUAUGUUUUGCAUUCCUAGAAGUAGGAUAACUGUGUUUUUAAAUUGUUAUAACUUCACACCUUUUUGAAAAUCUGCCCUACAAAAUUUGUUUGGCUUAAAACGUCAAAGCCGUGGCAAUUUGUUCCUUGAUGUGAUUGUAUUUCCAAUUUCUUGUUCAUGUAAGAUUUCAAUAAAACUCAAAAAUCUAUUCAAAACA